Sphaeramia orbicularis (orbiculate cardinalfish) is the source of this 1928-nucleotide messenger RNA. It is a transcript of the gene slc2a5, whose product is annotated as solute carrier family 2 member 5. Gene Ontology annotation, biological process: dehydroascorbic acid transport. The transcript is spliced from 12 exons. The record is from RefSeq and is a predicted model, not a curated record. Gene Ontology annotation, cellular component: plasma membrane. Bases 1 to 1560 code for a protein of 519 amino acids. Gene Ontology annotation, molecular function: D-glucose transmembrane transporter activity. NCBI's taxonomy places the organism in Eukaryota, Metazoa, Chordata, Actinopteri, Kurtiformes, Apogonidae.
AUGGAGGAGAAUGAGAAAAGAGGGAAACCUGAGGAGAGGAGAGGGGUCUUCCGCUCUCCUUGGCAGAGAUUAACUGCAGUGCUGGCAUUGGCGACGCUCAUAUCUGCAUUCGGUUCAUCCUUUCAGUAUGGAUAUAAUGUGGCAGUCAUCAACUCUCCCGCACCGUUCAUGCAGCAGUUCUAUAAUGAAACCUACCUAGAGCGUUACAAACGGCCGAUGGAGGACAGCGUCCUCACUCUGCUCUGGUCUCUCUCUGUGUCCAUGUAUCCUCUCGGAGGUUUCUUUGGCUCCUUAAUGGUGGCCCCACUGGUCAACAAACUAGGGAGAAAGGGCACCCUCCUCUUCAACAACAUUUUCUCCAUCGUCCCUGCUGUGAUGAUGGGAGUCAGUGAGAUUGCAAAGUCCUAUGAGAUCAUUAUUGUAGCGAGAUUUAUUGUGGGCAUCUGUGCAGGUCUUUCAUCCAACGUGGUGCCCAUGUAUCUGGGUGAACUGUCUCCUAAGAAUCUGAGAGGUGCCAUCGGUAUCGUACCACAGCUCUUCAUCACCAUCGGCAUCCUCAGUGCACAAGUUUUGGGUGUCAGAAACAUCCUUGGAAACACCACAGGCUGGACCCUUAUGCUGGGUUUAACUGGAAUUCCGGCCCUGAUCGAGCUCCUGCUGCUGCCUUUUUUCCCGGAGAGCCCCAGGUACAUGCUGAUCCAGAAGGGCGAUGAGAAGAGAGCGAGGGAAGGGCUUCGGCGUUUGAGAGGCUGGGAUGAUGUGGACGCAGAGCUGUCAGAGAUGCACCUGGAGAACCAGUCGGAGCGAGCCGAGGGCCGCCUGUCGGUGCUCAGCCUGCUCUCCCAGCGCUCCCUUCGAUGGCAGCUGGUCUCCAUCGUCGUCAUGAACAUGGGGCAGCAGCUGUCCGGGGUCAAUGCGAUUUACUACUAUGCAGACAGUAUUUAUGCCACUGCAGGAGUCAAACCCAAUGACAUCCAGUAUGUAACCGUGGGAACAGGAGCAGUGAACGUCUUCAUGACUAUAGCAGCUGUCUUCAUCGUGGAGGCCUCAGGACGCCGGCUGCUCCUCCUCUGUGGAUUUGGGAUCUGCUGUGUCGCUUGUGUGGUGUUGACUGUGGCUCUCAACUUCCAGGAAAGUGUGACGUGGAUGCCCUACAUCAGCAUCGCCUGUGUCAUCAUCUACGUCAUAGGACACGCCAUAGGACCCAGUCCCAUUCCUUAUGUGGUGACCACGGAGAUGUUCAGGCAGUCGGCCAGACCCGCUGCCUUCAUGGUCGCAGGAUCCGUCCACUGGCUCUCAAAUUUCACCGUUGGCCUGGUCUUCCCUUUCCUAGAGAGAGGCCUGGGCUCCUUCAGCUUCAUCAUUUUUUCCUUCAUCUGUCUGGCCACGCUGGUCUACAUCUGGCUCGUGGUCCCAGAGACCAAGAACAAGACCUUCCUGGAGAUCUGCCAGAUGUUCGCCAAGAGGAACAAAGUGGAGAUCAAACUGGGUGACGGGGGUUUAGCACUAAAAGAGAGCAAAGAGAGUCUGGAGGAUGCAGUCAAGGUCACGGCCUUCUGAAGAAAAAUGGGAGCAUUCAGAACCGAGAGGAAGUCCUCGCUCCGGGAGGGGGGUUUGUAAUAAACUAGGCCUGUUUUAAUACAGCUCUAUUUUUAUUUUACAAAGAAUCUCUACAAAGUCUCUUUGUUAUAGUUGGCUGUGCCUGUUUCAGUGCGGUCUAAACAUCUUAAAUUAUUGUGUGGAGCAGAAAACAGCUUUAUUGUACAGAGGUAUUGUACUCGUUAAUAGUGCUGCAGAUCAUAUUUCAUCAGUUCUGUACAUAAAACACAUUAUUUAAUCUCUAAGUAUGUUGAAUAAAUGGAAUAUGUAAUAUCAGUUUUCAGGCUUUGGAGUCCUUUAACCUUUAUAUGCUGUUUAGGUCAAAUUUG